Messenger RNA from Nematolebias whitei (Rio pearlfish), 1687 nucleotides. It is a transcript of the gene hspbap1, whose product is annotated as hspb associated protein 1. The transcript is spliced from 8 exons. The coding region runs from base 69 to 1451 and encodes 460 amino acids. NCBI's taxonomy places the organism in Eukaryota, Metazoa, Chordata, Actinopteri, Cyprinodontiformes, Rivulidae. Gene Ontology annotation, molecular function: 2-oxoglutarate-dependent dioxygenase activity. The record is from RefSeq and is a predicted model, not a curated record.
AUCCGCCAAAAGUUCAGGCGCACGUGUCAGUGAAAGGUGACGGUCUGCUAACUGCAAGAACGUUUGCCAUGGCCGCCAUGACCCCCGUUAAUCCCUUCAGUCCUGCGGAGGCCCAGAGAGUUUUGCAUCAUUUGCAGCAGCCUGCAGUUUUCUUAAACAUGACGUGCGGUUGGCCCGCUCUCCACUGGACUGCAGAGCAUCUGUCCAGCAGCCUUCGUGACAGGCUCGUCCAAUUCCGACUGGGAAGAAGAGAGGCCACGAACACCCCCCUAUUUGAGACUCAGUGUUCCUACAUCGAAGCCACCGUGGCUCAGUUUCUUCACUGGACUCGGGGUCGGACGGAUGUGGGACCUUUUUCUGAGUAUUCCUACUCAGAGUACUGGGCUUAUGCUGAUUACAAGUACAUCGCAAUGCUGUUUCAAGACCAGCCUUUUAUGUUCGAGGACGUAAAAUGGUCCCAGUUUGGCUUUGAGGGGCGCGAUGGUAAAGAGAGCACUUUAUGGAUCGGCACAGAGGGGGCGAACACACCGUGCCACCUGGACACGUACGGCUUUAACCUGGUGCUGCAGGUCCAGGGACGGAAGCGCUGGCAUCUCUUUCCACCAGAUGACACGUCCAACCUGUACCCGACACGGAUCCCAUACGAGGAGUCCAGUAUCUUCAGCCAGGUGGACGUUCUCCGUCCAGACCUGAAGAGAUUCCCCGAGUUUCAAAGAGCCAGGGCCCACAUCGUCACUCUGCAGCCCGGGCAGGUGCUUUUCGUUCCCAGACACUGGUGGCACUAUGUGGAGUCGGUGGAUCCCCUCACCGUCAGUGUCAACACCUGGAUUGAGCUGGAAGUGGAUGACGUGGCGAGAGUAACAGAAGCUGUGACCAAGACGGUCGUCUGUGCAUUAAAAAGUGCUCAGAGUGACGACAACACUGACAACUGGCUCAACCCCACUGAGGAAGAAAGAGCCUCCCAUAGUGAAAGCAUGCGGUACCUGAACCUGGCGGUGUCGGGUUGUGCUCACAGAAAGAGGAGCCUUUCCCCCGACAAGCCGAGGGCUGCUCAGAAAAUAAAGACAAACCGAGACGGGGCAGAGAUUUCUGCGGCCUUCAGCGCCUCUUCACUUGGACCACAUCUCCUCCUCGUCUGCAGUCAGCGAGAUGAGCUGAAGCGAACGGUCCCUAACGAUGGAGAGGUCAACACUUCCACAAACCGUGCUGCAUCUCAGGAGGACCGUGCUGCACAGGAGCACGAGACCACACAGGCCUGGGCGGAGAAUAAUAAAGGCCCAGGACUCCCGUUGAUAACCACGAACGACCUGUUGGAGUGUCUGGUGCAUCCUGACGUCACGAGUCGUGUCACCGAGCUUCUCCUGGAAAGACACCGAGGAGAUCGUCUCUCAGCAUCACCCGCCGAACACUCCCAGGGGACUGCCGUUAAAGAAAGUUGUGGGGAAGACUAAACUAAAAACAAGAAUCUGUGUCUGCAGACGUUUAUACUCCAACCCCCCGUCUCACUUUAAUGUCAGACUUUUGUCUUUAGUCCUAGCAGAACCUCAGGUGUGAGGAGCAUCAAGCAGGGCUCACAUUUCCUGCUGUUUCUCUGAACACCUUUAUCCAAUUUGGGUCUUCCAGGAAAAGAAAAAUAACCGUCUCAAUCAAGUUACUAUGCUAAUAAAACAAAUAAUUCAAGACAGUA